AUGGCACCCAAGCGGAGAAGUCAGAAAUUGUACCUGCCGGAAGAAGUUUGGGUGGAGAUCCUCUCAAGGCUCCCUGUGAAAACCCUUCUUCGAUUCAAGUGCGUAUGUAGCCAAUGGCGGACCAUAAUCUCAUCUCCUUCCUUCGCCUCUUUGCACCUCAGCCACUCAAUUUCGAAUCCAACAAGGCAUUCCAUCCUUGUUUUUGAUCAAUACGAAGACCAAUUUAUGUCCUUCGAUCCUGUCACCUUUUCUCCAAUCAAAAAUUUCAAUGCUGGGCUGGAUCGGGCCAACUGUUUUGGCUCUGAAAUUAUGUGUGUGGGCUCAACCAAUGGCGUUCUCUGCAUAAUUGAUGAAUCAGGUAGGAUCUGGCUAUGGAAUCCUUCCACCAGACAGUACAGGAAACUCCCACCUGGUAUAAAUGAUCGUUCAACUUUUCUUUCCAUGGGGUUUGGUCGCGAUCCCGUUUCUAAUGAUUACAAGGUUGUAAUCAUUGGGUUUAGAUAUAUAAGAGAAGGGGAACAUGGAACCUGGGUUGAGGUGUGGUCGUCCAAUUUAGAGUCUUGGAGGGAGAUUAAAGUUGAUUACUGUUUUCGCUGGGGGAUAUCAGUUUGUGAUGUGAUAGUGGAGGGGUCUGUUCACUGGUUUGUCAUGGAUGCUUCCAGGGGGAGUAGAGGAAGAAUGUUAGUUGCUUCAUUUGACAUGAGAACUGAGGAACUAGGGGUGAUUCCGUUGCCUGAAUCCAAGCACAAUUAUAUAUUUUCUGGAUUCAAUUGGAAUGAAAAAUUUGCUUUGACAACAUGUGAUAACCAUCGGAAGUACAGGAGAAUAUAUCAAGUGUGGACGAUAGAAAGGGAUAGUGUUGGGAAGGAAUCUUGGAGUAAGAAAUUUACAUUUGAACUUAAUGUUGGAAGCGUUGCACAAUGUCGAUCCAUGCUAAACGCUGUAAAUGGAAAAGUGGUACUGGAUAAAAGUGGGAAACUGAUCUUUUAUGAUGUAGAAACCAGAAAAAUGAAGACAGUUGGAACUCAUGAAGAUGAAUUCUUCCCACUUGGGGCUUAUUCUUACGUGGAGAGCUUAGUCUCAAUCAAGGGGUUUAAUCCCCUCGGAGAAGACGCAAAAGAAGAUGUAGUCAACGAGAACUAA
This is a messenger RNA of Fraxinus pennsylvanica, 1143 nucleotides long. The record is from the annotation of a GenBank genome assembly. Lineage: Eukaryota; Viridiplantae; Streptophyta; Magnoliopsida; Lamiales; Oleaceae.